GUCGAGUCGGGUUUCUUCGGUUUUCAAAAUUUUCUUCUGAUCGAAUUUCGGGUCAAAAAAUGGUUCCUUUGGUUUUUACAGACGGCCUUCUAGGCGGGAACUUGCUUAGUUUUCCAUUAAUUUCACUAAAUAAAAUUUUGCGGACAAAACUUGCGGACUUUAGAAACAUAACGGAAAGCAUUCAAUUUUUCAGCAUCCUUGUCGGCGCUCCAAAAUGGACUUCAGGUCAACCAGGAACUUUAAAAUCUGGAGCAGUCUAUGCCUGCAAACCAGACUCUUCCAAUGGAAAUCAAUGCCAACUUCUUUCAAUUGAGUACCUAAAUUUGCAAGAUGCCAAAAAACCUCCAAAUUUGUUGCAUGGUAAACAUUUACACCCUGAAGGGAAGAAUGGACAAUUGUUGGGAUUUUCUGUCUAUAGUAGUGGAAUGAGGGAAGAGGAAAGCAGUAAAGCUUUGGUUUGUGCCCCCCUUUUGCGGUGGGGGCAAAAUGCUUAUACUGACGGUUUGUUAAAUUUUUUAUGGGGGUUUUAUGGGUUUCUUCAUCUUUAA
Molecule: messenger RNA, 548 nt
Organism: Meloidogyne enterolobii
Lineage: Eukaryota; Metazoa; Nematoda; Chromadorea; Rhabditida; Meloidogynidae
Source: the annotation of a GenBank genome assembly